Messenger RNA from Pseudomyrmex gracilis, 492 nucleotides. RefSeq lists its product as uncharacterized. The transcript has 2 exons. The record is from RefSeq and is a predicted model, not a curated record. NCBI's taxonomy places the organism in Eukaryota, Metazoa, Arthropoda, Insecta, Hymenoptera, Formicidae. The coding region runs from base 1 to 492 and encodes 163 amino acids.
AUGAAUAGAAAGAAUAGUCUCGGCGAGUUUUAUCUUGACGAUCUGUCAGAUUGUGUUGACUGCCGUUUAGCAAGUAAGACUGAUGACGAAAGUGAUAGCAGUAGUAUAACCAUUCGAAAGCGACGUCCUGUACCGCUAAUAUACAGCGAUUCAGAAGACGAGGAUAUGAAUAAUAAUAUUGAAGACUACAAUGAUACAUGGUCAACGAACGACAAGAGUAUAAUUUUGGAACCUUUCGAAGGCAGCCCUGGCGUGAAAAUUGUGCCAAGGUCCUCCAAAAGUGUAAUGGAUAUUGUGAAUUUAUUCAUUGGAAGUGAUCUGAUUGAGCACUUCGUGAGGGAGUCUAAUAGAUAUCAUUAUCAAAUUGUGGAAAAAUAUAGAAUUGUAUCAAAAACGAAAAAAUGGAAAGACGUCACGGUGACUGAAAUGAAGAAAUUUUUGGGCCUGAUAAUUCUCAUGGGACAAGCUGGUGAAGGUCCAGCCUGUCACUGA